Molecule: messenger RNA, 2722 nt
Organism: Salmo salar (Atlantic salmon)
Lineage: Eukaryota; Metazoa; Chordata; Actinopteri; Salmoniformes; Salmonidae
Biological process (GO): regulation of transcription by RNA polymerase II
Molecular function (GO): RNA polymerase II cis-regulatory region sequence-specific DNA binding; DNA-binding transcription factor activity
Source: RefSeq, a predicted model, not a curated record
GCUUUUUAAACAACAACACGGACUCAUCAACCGCCUCGGUAGCUUGCUAGCAAACAUACAAACCAAACAUCGGAGCUCUUUUCACAAUUUUAUGUAUAUUAACAGCAGGGUUUUAAACACAUUCUGUCUGCUUACUAGUUAUUAAAUGUCAUAUAUAUGUUGUUAGUCAGCUAGCUUGUUAAGAUAGCCUAGCACUACGCUAGUCGCUAAUUAACUAGCUAGCCAACUAACAUCCACCACCAUGAACUCAAUAAGCUACUCGCCCCCUGCUGAAGAAGAGGGCUGCUGGUCGGAGAAAGAAGCUCUGGGGCUGAACAUUGUCGUGAAAGAGGAAGAGGAGGAUGAUAUCACCGUGAAAGGCGAGGAUCCGGAGAUAACUGUCACAGGGAAAGGGGAGGAAGAAGCUGUGUUAGUGAAGGAGGAAGAGGAGGGGGAGAUAACUGUCACAGGGAAAGGGGAGGAAGAAGCUGUGUUAGUGAAGGAGGAAGAGGAGGGGGAGAUAACUGUCACAGGGAAAGGGGAGGAAGAAGCUGUGUUAGUGAAGGAGGAAGAGGAGGGGGAGAUAACUGUCACAGGGAAAGGGGAGGAAGAAGCUGUGUUAGUGAAGGAGGAAGAGGAGGGGGAGAUAACUGUCACAGGGAAAGGGGAGGAAGAAGCUGUGUUAGUGGAGGAGGAAGAGGAGGGGGAGAUAACUGUCACAGGGAAAGGGGAGGAAGAAGCUGUGUUAGUGAAGGAGGAAGAGGAGGGGGAGAUAACUGUCACAUGGAAAGGGGAGGAAGAGGACGUUUUUAGAGUGAAAGAGGAGGAAGAUAUGACUGUCACGGUGAAAGAGGAGGAGAAGAAAGGUGAAGAGGAGGAGACUGGAGAUCUGAUUAACACCAGAGAGAGACCAGACUAUCACUCUUCUGACACCAGGAAGAGUCCUACAGGGGAAUCAGACCCAGUGACAUCCAAACCAGCAAGACCCCACCACUGUUCCCAGUGUGGAAAAAGAUUUAUCCGGUUAGGGCACCUGAAAGAACAUAAGAGAACACAUACAGGGGAGAAGCCUCAUCACUGCUCUCAGUGUGGAAAGGGUUUUGGACAGUCAGGGCAUCUAAAAGUGCAUGAAAGAACACACACUGGAGAGAAGCUGUAUCAAUGCUCCCAGUGUGAAAAUAAAUGUUUCUCAUCAGGGGACCUGAAAUCACAUGAGAGAACACACUUAGUAGAGAGGCCUUUCCAAUGCUCUCAGUGUGGAAAGAGAUUUAUCCAGUCAUCGCAUCUGAAAGAGCAUGAAAGAAUACACACAGGAGAGAAGCCAUUCCAAUGUUCCCAGUGUGGAAAGAGUUUUACCCAGAGAGGGAAGCUGAAAGAUCAUGAAAGAACACAUACAGGGGAGAAGCCUCAUCACUGCUCUCAGUGUGGAAAGGGUUUUGGACAGUCAGGGCAUCUAAAAGUGCAUGAAAGAACACACACUGGAGAGAAGCCGUAUCAAUGCUCCCAGUGUGAAAAUAAAUAUUUCUCAUCAGGGGACCUGAAAUCACAUGAGAGAACACACUUAGUAGAGAGGCCUUUCCAAUGCUCUCAGUGUGGAAAGAGAUUUAUCCAGUCAUCACAUCUGAAAGAGCAUGAAAGAAUACACACAGGAGAGAAGCCAUUCCAAUGCUCCCAGUGUGGAAAGAGUUUUACCCAGAGAGGGAAGCUGAAAGAUCAUGAAAGAACACAUACAGGGGAGAAGCCUCAUCACUGCUCUCAGUGUGGAAAGGGUUUUGGACAGUCAGGGCAUCUAAAAGUGCAUGAAAGAACACACACUGGAGAGAAGCCAUAUCAAUGCUCCCAAUGUGAAAAGAAAUUUUUCUCAUCAGGGGACCUGAAAUCACAUGAGAGAACGCACUUAGUAGAGAGGCCUUUCCAAUGCUCUCAGUGUGGAAAGAGAUUUAUUCACUCAUGGCAUCUGAAAGAGCAUAAGAGAAUACACAUGAGAACGACCAUUCCAGUGCUUUCAGUGUGGAAAGGGGUUUAACUGGGUAGCGAGCCUGAAAAUACAUGAGAUGACACACAUGAGAGAGAAGCCUUUCCAAUGCUCUCAAUGUGGAAAAAGUUUUACCCGGUUAGGGAACUUAAAAACACAUAAAAUGACACACACAGGAGAGAAGCCUUUCCACUGCUCCCAGUGUGGAAAAAGUUUUACCCAUUUAAGGAAUCUGAAAAUGCACGAGAGGACACACUCAGGAGAGAAGCCUCACCUCUGUUCCCAGUGUGGAAAUGGUUUUGUUCAGUUAGUGCACCUAAAAACACACGAGAGGACACACACAGGAGUGUAGCCUCACCUGUGCUCCCAGUGUGGAAAGGGUUUUCUUCAGUUAAGGGGCCUGAAAGACCAUGAGAGAUUACACACAGUAGAAGACGCCAUAGGAGCAGGGCUUCAUUCAAUUCAAAACCAGUAUUUACAUCACCUUUAUAUGAAAAAAUAACGAGUUGAAUAUUGGAAUGUAUUUGAAAAUACCAUUUGGAAAGUAUUGGCAUGUAUUUACAAUUACUUCAACUACAUAUCAUAUUAUGAAUUUGAAAGACAGUAUAAUAAAUAUUAGAAUAAUUUGGAUUUAUUUAAAAUAGUUGUGAAUGUACAGUCAUGGCCAAAGGUUUUGAGAAUGACACAAAUAUUAAUUUCCACAAAGUUUGCUGCCUCAGUGUCUUUAGAUAUUUUUGUCAGAUGUUACUAUGGAAUACUGAAGCAUAA